AAAUUGACCAUUCCAUUCGCUUUUCUAUAUAUACAAUUAUAAUGGUAUCUUUUAAAUCUAUUGCUGUUGCAUCUGCCGUUGCAGGUGUCGUUGUUGCAAAGGACGUUGCAUGUCUUGUUAACGGUGCCCAAGUUGCUGUUGUUGACUUGGAUACUGGUGACUGUCCAUUCACUAUCCCAGCAUCCUUCCCAGCCAAGUGGGACUUCACUUCUCCAGAAGACUACUCUGCUGAAUUCUACUACACUACUGCCAAUGCUAAGAAGUACUUCACUGACAUUGUCAACGCUGGUAAGGUUAUUAGUGCCCCAGCUUCUGCCUUCUACGGUAAGGGUAGUGUUCCAAUUUUCCAAGUUAUCGACUCAAAGACUCCAGCUAGUAACUCCACUGCUGCCAUCAGAAAGAGAUUGAUGAAGGAAGAAUCUUUACUCCCAAGAGAUGCUGCUUCUUCUUUCGCUGCCACUUUGGAAGGUCUUGAAGGUGUUGAACAAAAGGGUCUUGAUGUCGCUGUUGUUGACCUUUCUGACGUUACUUCCACUGCUUCUACUUCCAGUGCUGCUGCCACCACUGACGCUUCUGACUUGACUUCCACUGUCACCGACAAGCACACCACCAUUGUUACCAUCACUUCUUGUUCCGACAACAAGUGUCACGAAACCACUGUUCCAGCUACUCCAUCUUUGGUCACUGUCACCACUGAUGAUGUUGUCACUGUUUCUACCACUUGGUGUCCAGUCUCUGAAGACUCUACUGCUACUGUCACUGACAAGCACACCACCAUUGUUACCAUCACUUCUUGUUCCGACAACAAGUGUCACGAAACCACCGUUCCAGCUACUCCAUCUUUGGUUACUGUCACCACUGAUGAAGUUGUCACUGUUUCCACUACCUGGUGUCCAGUUACUGAAGCUCCAGCUGCUUCCACUGCCACCCCAGCCACUGAAGGUCCAGAUGUCACUGCCACUGAAUACAGCACCACUUUAGUCACCAUCACUUCUUGUUCCGACAACAAGUGUCACGAAACCACCGUUCCAGCUACUCCAUCUUUGGUCACUGUCACCACUGAUGAUGUUGUCACUGUUUCCACUACCUGGUGUCCAGUUACCGAAGCUCCAGCUACCACCACUGCCACCCCAGCCACUGAAGCUCCAGCUGUCACCACUGCCACCCCAGAAACUGAAGCUCCAGCUGUCACCACCGCUACCCCAGCUACUGAAGCUGAAACUGCCACCGACAGCACUUCUACCGUAUACAUCACUGCCACUACCAACGGUAAGACUACUGUCUACCCAACCACUGUUCCUCACAAGUCUACCCUUGCUUCCAGCACUGUCGCUCCAAGCUCUACUGGUGCUGCUCCAGUCACUAUCCCAGCCAGUGACAACGGUGCCCGUGCCACCAAGGCUUCUCUCCUUGCCUUCAUUGCCAUUCCAUUGGCAUACUUCUUGUAAGGUGAUAGCCCCCUACUUAUUGUUUGACAUACCAAUAUACACACCCUUAACUUCUGUGACGUUACCUUUUCCAACAUCACUUCUUUAUUAUUUUCGGUUCAAACAUUUUAUCUCUGCGCAAUUUACGCUUUACCUAAGUUAUGUUUCGAACUAUACUUUUAAUUUCAAACUGAUAUCCUUAUCACUUAAUUUUUGAUUCGAUGAUAUCCUAUCUUCUCAUCAUCUACUGAUUGAUGCAUGUACUAUAUAUCACUCCAUUGUUUCGGUGAAUGUCUGGAAUCUGCCAGGCAUUUCAGAAGCCAAAAGCUGGUCUUCACUAUUUAGAAAAAAAUAUAAAUUUCUUAGAUAACAG
Molecule: messenger RNA, 1800 nt
Organism: [Candida] anglica
Lineage: Eukaryota; Fungi; Ascomycota; Pichiomycetes; Serinales; Debaryomycetaceae
Source: the annotation of a GenBank genome assembly